AUGGGAUUUAAAGAUAUUAUAGAUAAAUUAAAAAUUCCAGAUUCUGACACAGUCACUACAGAUAAUUGGAAAUCUCCAGAUGUUAUUUGUUUACCACCUCAUAGAAGAACUUGGGGUCAUUUAGAUUUCUUAGGAUUUUGGAAUGUUAUUGCACUAAGUAUUACAACAUGGCAAUCUUGUUCCACUUUACUAUCAUUAGGUUUGAAUGUUUGGCAAUCAAUGAUUUGUAUCAUAUUAGCUAAGAUUAUAAUUUUCGCAGUGGCAAUUUCUCAUGGUUGGGCUGGUGCAGUUUGGCAUAUUGGUUAUCCAGUUUAUGCAAGAUUUACUUUUGGUAUGCUUGGUUCAUAUUUAGCAUUGAUUCAAAGAAUUGUCUUAUGUAUUGUUUGGUAUGCGGUGCAAUCUUUUACUGGUGCACAAUUAAUUAGUGUGUUGUUAUCAUGUAUUUUCCCAACUUUUAAUAGAUUGCACAAUACAUUACCAGAAAGUUUACCAAUGACAACUAAACAGUUUGUUGGGUUUAUUAUCUAUCAUGUUUUAUCAAUUCCAUUCUUAUAUAUCCCUCCAGAAAAAUUCAACAAACCUUUUAAAGUUGUUACUUUCAUUUCAUUCAUUACCGUUUUCGGUACUUCAAUUGGUUGUAUGGUUCAAGCUCAUGGAGCUGGAGAUUUAUUACAUUCAAAGGCAACUGCAAAACCUGGUGCUGAAUUAGGUAUGAGUUUUAUGCAUGGUAUUAAUGCAGUUAUCAAUAGUUUUGCAGUUGGUUUAGCAAAUCAACCUGAUUUUUCAAGAUUUGCUCAAAAACCUGGUAAACAAGUUUGGGGUCAAGCUGUUGCAAUUUUAUUAUUUGGUACAGUUGUUCCAUUGUUUGGUAUUUUAGGUACUUCUGCAGCUUCAAAGACUUAUGGUGAUGUUGCCAAAUUAAACUUGUGGAAUCCUCCAAAUAUUAUUGAACAAUGGAUUUCUCAUCAUUAUAAUGCAAGAAAUCGUUGUGCUGCAUUUUUUGCUUCAUUAGGAUUUUUCGUUAGUACUUUAGGUUUAAAUGUUAUUGAUAAUGGUGUUAGUGGUGGUAUUGAUCUUGUUGCAAUUGCACCAAAAUGGAUCAAUAUCAGAAGAGGUGCUUAUAUUAUCAUGAUUAUUUCAAUUGUUAUUCAACCAUGGCAAAUUUUGGCUAACGCUACAGUUUUCAUCAAUGUUUUAGGUUCUUAUGGUUGUUUCUUUGGUCCAAUGAUUGGUGUUUUCACUGCAGAUUAUUAUUUAGUUAGAAAGCAAAAAUUAAAAUUAACUGAUUUAUACAAAGCUGAUAAAACAUCAAUCUAUUGGUUUUGGCAUGGAUUUAACUGGAGAGGUUAUCUAUCUUGGGUUUUCGGUUUCAUCCCAGGUAUUGUUGGAUUCCCUUCAGUUAAUCCUGCGAUGAAGAGUGUUCCAAAAGGUGCUAUCAAGACUUUUUACAUUUCAUUUAUUGUUGGUUAUGUUGUUAGUUUUGCUUCACAUUAUGUUUUAAAUUUGAUUUCUCCUCCUCCAGGUAUUGGUGAAAUUGAUGAAUAUGAUGUUUAUCAUACUUUCACAAGAGACGAAGCUGAAAAAUUAGGUGUUACUCCACAUAGUGAUGAUGAUGAAGAUUCUUCAGAUAUGAUUUUACCAAAUGAUUCAACAGAAAAACAUGAUAUUCAAUCAGUUACUAAUAACAUUUUCAAAGCCUAG
Hansenula anomala is the source of this 1701-nucleotide messenger RNA. Its product is annotated as nucleobase cation symporter-1 family protein. Lineage: Eukaryota; Fungi; Ascomycota; Saccharomycetes; Phaffomycetales; Wickerhamomycetaceae. Gene Ontology annotation, molecular function: nucleobase transmembrane transporter activity. The record is from RefSeq and is a predicted model, not a curated record. Gene Ontology annotation, biological process: transmembrane transport; nucleobase transport. Gene Ontology annotation, cellular component: plasma membrane. Bases 1 to 1701 code for a protein of 566 amino acids. The transcript has a single exon.